This is a messenger RNA of Fraxinus pennsylvanica, 900 nucleotides long. NCBI's taxonomy places the organism in Eukaryota, Viridiplantae, Streptophyta, Magnoliopsida, Lamiales, Oleaceae. The record is from the annotation of a GenBank genome assembly.
AUGGAUCUUGACCAUGGGCGUUGCUGGGGCACUUCAAAGAAGGAUUCUUGGAAGACCACUCUGCUUUUAGCGUAUCAGAGUCUUGGUGUUGUAUAUGGAGACCUUAGCAUUUUCCCUCUCUAUGUAUACAAAGGCACAUUUGCAGAGGACAUUCAUCACUCUGAGACAAACGAAGAGAUUUUUGGGGUUCUUUCUUUUGUUUUCUGGACUCUAACUCUUGUUCCUUUAUUCAAAUAUGUCUUUAUUGUACUUCGAGCAGAUGAUAAUGGAGAGGGGGGCACUUUUGCUCUAUAUUCCUUGAUAUACAGGCAUGCUAAAUUUAGCCUUCUUCCAAAUCGACAAGUAGCGGAUGAAGCUCUUUCUACCUAUAAAUUUGAACACCCUCCCGAGCCCAAGAACAAUAGCUCAAAGGUGAAGUUGGUGUUUGAAAAGCAUAAAUCCUUGCUCACUGCUUUGCUAAUUUUAGUUCUUCUCGGCACUUGUAUGGUCAUUGGAGAUGGAUUGCUCACUCCAGCAAUAUCUGUUUUUUCAGCAGUUUCUGGCCUAGAGUUAUCAAUGUCUAAGGAUCAGCACCAAUAUGGAACAAAGAAUAUUCCUACCAAAGCAGAGAAAAAUGUUAUUAGAAUUCUUACUAAAGCCCAGGUUGAUGCUGAGCUAGAGCAGACGAAGAGCAUGACUGCACAAGAGGCUGCUGCACAAGCAGUCGCAGAGGCAGAACCGUUACAAUGCAAGACUUUAGGAUCUAUUUUGCAUCCAGACCAGAUUGCAGAUGAGCAGUUGCUGGUCUUUUUGACCAGAUCCUGGCCCGGCUCAUAUUCUAUAAUAUGUGCAGAUAGCCACCACCACUCAUUGCAUCUCUGGAUCUUGGCAGUGCAAUGCCUAUCUUUUGCAAAUAUCUAA